AGGCACAGCGAAGCCACAGUCUCAGGGCUGGCACAGGUCUAAUAUUGAAACACUUCAUUUUGGUGCCUCACUUCUUCAAUGCUGUGGAAAGCCAGCCUUCCUCUGCUCUGGGCCCAGGAUGUGGACCAGCAAGUGGAAACAUUAGCGAUAGAGAUGCAUCCAGUCCUAAAGGCCUUUGUGUGUGGCUCCAUCAGUGGCACUUGUUCCACGCUCCUCUUCCAACCCCUUGACCUGCUGAAAACCCGCCUGCAAACUCUGCAUCCUGCUGUGAAUGGGUCUGGUCGUGCUGGGAUGGUGACACUGCUCUUUAGGGUUGUUCGUACUGAGAGUAUUCUGGGGCUCUGGAAAGGUGUCUCUCCAUCCUUUGCAAGAUGCAUUCCUGGAGUUGGGAUUUACUUCAGCACAUUGUACAUGAUGAAGCAAAAGUUUCUUGUGGACCGUUCACCCACAGCCCUGGAGUCUGUCUUCCUGGGUGCCGCUGCUCGUGCAGUUUCUGUGAUUUGCAUGUUGCCAGUGACUGUAGUGAAGACCCGAUACGAGAGUGGAAGAUUUGGCUAUGGGAGUGUGUAUGGAGCCCUGAAGAGUAUCUAUCAGACCGAGGGGGCUCGUGGCAUGUUCAGUGGGCUCACAGCAACGCUGCUGCGGGAUGCACCCUUCUCUGGCAUCUACCUGAUGUUCUACACACAGACCAAAAAGCUCACACCUCAGGACCAGAUGGAUCCAGUACUUGUGCCCUUGCUGAAUUUUGGCUGUGGGAUCUUUGCAGGGAUCUUGGCCUCUUUGGCAACGCAGCCUGCUGAUGUCGUCAAAACACACAUGCAGCUGUCACCCCAAAAGUACCACAGGACAAGCCAGGCCAUUGCCUUUAUCUACAAGGACUUCGGGCUGGUUGGCUUUUUCCGAGGUGGUGUGCCCCGAGUUCUCAGGCGCGCUCUCAUGGCAGCAAUGGCAUGGACGGUGUAUGAACAGAUGAUGGAAAAAAUGGGCUUGAAAUCCUGACUGAGUUCCACAAGAAAGGACCAACUUCACUCCUUCUCCUGCUUGUGAUCAGCUGGCACUGAGAAGUUCUCAGUUCCACAGAGGAAUAAGCCUUCCCCAGCCUGGAGGAAAAAAGCCCUUCUGAGACCGGGGAUUAGGCCUUUUGGCAAGUAGAGGAAAGGAAGGAUUGGAUCUUUACAUUGUUUGAUCAAUGCAUUCCAGAAGGACUGCACUUGGAGACUGCCAUGGGAAAUGACAGGGUUUUCACAGCCUGGUCACUAUGCUGAGAAGCCCCUUUUAAAAAUAACUCUGUGCUCACCACCUUCAUGCAAUGAGGCAGUAUUAGAGCAAAAGUUUUUGAGGAGAAAACAGUGAUGGCAGAACCUGCUAGCCUGUUCCUUGUGGGCAUAACCAGAAAGGCCACAGUGACCACCAUCUGAUGUAAAUCCUUCUUCUUCAUAUGCUUUAUUCACACAGGGGAACACUAGGCCCUGGUGGGAAACUGGAUGUGUCUCGUGAUACUUACAUUGCAGGAGUGGGUGAAAGAGAAAUGAAGUGCAGGGGAAAAGCUACAAGCAUGGUCUCUGUCAUCACUUUUGUACUGUGGGUGAUCGCAGAGAAAGUAACUGGAACCUCCUUGCUGUGUUAUGUGUUAUUAUGUUAUUGAGCACCUUAACACUCUUGAAAUGUUCUGCCUCUACAGCAGGGUUUGCACAGGAAUUAAGAAGCAUAAGGCACUUUAGAAUUGAUUGCUGCCAAAGUUCUACUUGUUCUCUUAAAAAAAAAAAAAGCUGCUGGUCUAACUACAGCAGGAGCACUCAAGUGGGUUUUGUUGGGGUUUUUUAUGCAGUUGUCAUAGAGACUUACUUGCUUCCUAUUCUUUAUUUGUUAAUCACUGAUCAAUACCGUCAGUGUGAACUGAUCCUUAGAAGUAGCUUUUAGAGCCAUGACUAAUAAUGCAUAUAUGUAUAAUGGAAACAGAUACAGAUGCUGGCACUUCAAAUUUUCCUUAAAACAUUGCUGAUUGCAUGUGGAGUAUGUUUUGGUUUGGAAAGAAAAAGUUGCUAUUUCUGUAAGCUUGCUCCAAAGUUUGAGCCCUGUGGGUACUUGGUAGUGACCUAUAAUUCCCUUAGGGCUCCACACAGACUCUUCUCAUCUUCCUGGCUGAUCCUUUUCUCUUAUGAGGUAGUCCAUAUUCGACUAUGAAUAUGGACUGAGUUUAAAUACACUUUUCAUCCUCUGUGCCUUCUUACUCUUUUUUACUGUGUUACUCAGACCUCACAGUUUGUGCCAGGUGCAGCUUGAUUCCCCCCUUCACUUGUGCCACUGUGAUGGAUUGGAUCCCUUGCAGCUCUGUUAGCAUGGGCGUGAAGCUGGCGUGGAAGUGUGCAUCAUGUUCUUUAGUGUGCCUUGCAGAAGACUUAGCUUUGGCUUUUAUUUUCUUAAAUAUCUAGGCAUAUUGCAAUUCUAGAACCAGAGCACCUGUCUCUAAACAUGAAGAGAUGACACUGUAGCUGUAUGAACAACCAGUGCUGUUGUUCAUAAAUUUUAGAGUGUAUUUUGGGCAAUCACUGCCUGCCCAGGCAGCUUCCCGAGCGCAAGAACAGAGGGGAUGUGGAUUGUUAAAGUGCUGCCUGUUUUCAGACUCAGCCCAUCUGCGAGGGGAGGUUGGUGCUCUCCAGUGCAGGAGUCUCCAAAAUUGGUGGUGGAGGAUUCUGUGUGCACAUGUCUACGUGUUAGCAACAAAGCACUGCAUCAAAUCAGGCAUGUGGCACAUUAUUUGCUAAAUCCUAAAUGUGAACACCUGUUCCUUUCUUUUGCUGUUCCUUCUGCCCUUAGUGACCAGAACUUGUGAGAGUGCCUGAAACCAUGGUAACUGCACAUCCUGCUUGUUUGCCAUCCUGAGCAUUACUGACACAGAGCUGGAGAACCAAGUCUAGGACUGAUGACCUGGCAGAAUAAGGUGGCAAUUAGAUGAGUUACUUCAUUUGUCCUUUAUUCCCCUGUAUAUACACCAACAUUGUGCUGGGAGCCUGAAUUAACUUGAUGCUUUAUGAAUCUGGCAUGUGAGUUGGAUCUGUUGAUCAUCCUGGGCUGUGGUAGCCAAGGGCAGUGUGUGGGGUCACCUGCAAGGUGCUUCUCACAUAUUUUGUUCCUGGUUUAGCAAUGGCAAACUUGUUUAGCAAUGUGCAACUCAUGCAGACAGAAACUUAAGCUCUUAAAAUGAGGCAGGCAAACAAAGAAUGUGAGGUAAUCUGGAAUUAAGUAAGGUCCUCAUCAGAAACCUGAAUUUCAAGAACACUUUGGUGGCCUUUAUGUCCCUGUACUCCUGCUUGGUCAAGUAACAAAGGAAGAAGUAGAGAGUUUAUUCCCAUUUGUUAAUGUUUCAAGUUCUGCUGUGGGAUUUUUUUGCUUUAAAUCGGGAAUCAGGCCUAAAGCAGUGUUAUCUUUUACUUUAGGAAAGCUUUUCCAUUCUGCUUUGGUGCUUUGUUAUUGGAGUAGAAUGAAAAGCUAUAUGAUUUUUGGCUUGUGGAUUAACCUGGGCUCCUCCGAGUUUAAUAAACAGAGAAUCUAAAUU
This is a messenger RNA of Lonchura striata (white-rumped munia), 3556 nucleotides long. It is a transcript of the gene SLC25A38, whose product is annotated as solute carrier family 25 member 38. The record is from RefSeq and is a predicted model, not a curated record. NCBI's taxonomy places the organism in Eukaryota, Metazoa, Chordata, Aves, Passeriformes, Estrildidae. Gene Ontology annotation, molecular function: glycine transmembrane transporter activity. Gene Ontology annotation, biological process: glycine import into mitochondrion. Gene Ontology annotation, cellular component: mitochondrial inner membrane; mitochondrion.